UAAAAUUGUAUUAAUUUUAAACAUUUAUUUAGCAAAUAAAAAAUGAAUUCAAAACCAAAAUUAUAUUAUUUUAGUGUUAGAGCAUUAGGUCAAUUUCCUCGUGUUUUAUUUGCAUAUCUUAAUAUUGAUUAUGAAAAUAUCCAUGUUGAUACCAUUUUAAAUGAAGAAUUUAGAAAUGAAAAUUUAAAAUUUGGACAGGUACCAAUGUUAUUAUUAGAAGAUGGUUUUAAACUAACCCAAACAACUGCAAUUUGCAAAUUUAUUGCAAAACAAAAUAAUUUUAUUGGCAACUCUCCACAAGAAGAAGCUAUAAUUGAUGAAACAUUAGCUUCGGUCCAUAGUGAUUUAGUUGUACAAGCAAUAAGAGCAGCAAAAGGAGAAAUAAGCAAAGAAAAGAUUAUAGAAAUUCAAAUACCUCGUGUUUUUGGUGCCUUUGAUCAGAUUUUAUCAAAAAACAAAUAUAUUGUAGGUGAUAAUAUUACCUUAGCAGACGUAUAUGUUUAUGUUGCAUAUGAUUAUUUUGUCUAUUUGGGUUAUGGUAAUGAAAUUAGUAAAUUUUCAAAUUUACAAAGAUUAAAAAAUCACUUUGAGUCUAAUAGUGGAGUUCAAAACUAUUUAAGCACAAGACCAGGAACAGUCUAUCAAUAUUAAUUUUAAUAAUAAAUGAAAAAACUAUUAUUUUUUUAAUUUUAAAAUAAUUUAAUUAAUUAAUUUAAAAUAUAUAAAUUAAUAAAAUAAAUUAUUGUUGGUUUUAUUUUUUU
Dictyostelium purpureum is the source of this 761-nucleotide messenger RNA. RefSeq lists its product as uncharacterized. Lineage: Eukaryota; Evosea; Eumycetozoa; Dictyosteliales; Dictyosteliaceae. The transcript has 2 exons. Bases 43 to 651 code for a protein of 202 amino acids. Gene Ontology annotation, biological process: glutathione metabolic process. The record is from RefSeq and is a predicted model, not a curated record. Gene Ontology annotation, molecular function: glutathione transferase activity.